Messenger RNA from Cryptomeria japonica (Japanese cedar), 1090 nucleotides. RefSeq names its product cyclin-U2-1. The record is from RefSeq and is a predicted model, not a curated record. Bases 101 to 811 code for a protein of 236 amino acids. Gene Ontology annotation, molecular function: protein kinase binding. Lineage: Eukaryota; Viridiplantae; Streptophyta; Pinopsida; Cupressales; Cupressaceae. The transcript is spliced from 2 exons. Gene Ontology annotation, biological process: regulation of cyclin-dependent protein serine/threonine kinase activity.
UGGGUCACUUAGUGCACAUUCAGUUCCAAUUCAAAGCUCAACACAAACCCACACUGUUGGUCGUUGCAAUUUUUGAGGUUGUUAAGGGUCUUCUGUGACUAUGGAUUCUAUUGGAAGGCAGCCUAUCUCUCCAAAAAGAAUUCGGUCCGAUCUCUAUUCCUUUGACAGUGCACAACAAUCAUGGCCGCCCUCAACUCCCUGCAUGCUCUCUGUUUUAUCAUCGCUUUUGGAGAGAGUUGUGGUGAGGAAUGAUAGAUUGGCGGUGUCAAACAGCCUCACUUUCAGCCCAGCUAAGUACGAGGUGUUCAAUGGAGUGGAGGUGCCAGACAUAAGCAUACAACUUUAUUUGGAGAGGAUUUUCAGAUACAUUCGCUGCAGUCCUUCGGUAUUUGUGGUGGCAUAUGCUUACAUCGACCGUCUUGUUCAAUUCCAUCCACAAUUCAAAAUAUCGUCUCAGAAUGUCCAUAGACUUAUCAUUGUUACUGUCAUGGUCGCCUCCAAGUUCGUCGAAGAUAUUAACUACAAGAACUCGUACUAUGCCACAGUUGGAGGGUUCAGCACAGAAGAAAUGAAUAGAUUAGAGAUGGAGUUUCUUUUUCUUCUUGGCUUCAAAUUGCAAGUAACAGUAAAUGUUUUCGAAAGCUAUUGCUGUCAUCUGGAGAGGGAAGUUGCAAUGGGUGGAGGAUUCCAAAUAGAGAGGAGCCUUCGUUUAUCUUGUGCAAAGGAUGAAACUUCCAUGCCGAACCCUAAAUCCCAGAUGGGUAUCUAUGGCUUAUCAUCGUAUAGUCAUAUAAAGAAUAGAAGAGUUUAAACAGUCGUAUGCACUGAUCAAAACCUUGGGUGAAGCCAUAAAGAGCAGGCAAGUCCAAUGGAGGAGGCCAGUAAUUGUAAAUAUGUAAAUUACAUAUGAAAAAGAGCUAUAUUUCUGCUUUGAAUCCCCAUUUAAUAACUUAGAUCUGGGUAUCCAUAAUUUUCACCCAGGACUGAAGCAAUCGGCCAUGUAAAUAGUAGUCUAUAUGUAAAGUAGUCAAGAGAGAUAAAAAGUAAUCUGUAACAACAAUGCUCAAUUUGCCUUUUCCUAAUGAGCUAU